Talpa occidentalis (Iberian mole) is the source of this 1044-nucleotide messenger RNA. RefSeq names its product inhibin subunit beta E (gene INHBE). Gene Ontology annotation, cellular component: extracellular region. The record is from RefSeq and is a predicted model, not a curated record. Gene Ontology annotation, molecular function: hormone activity; growth factor activity; cytokine activity. NCBI's taxonomy places the organism in Eukaryota, Metazoa, Chordata, Mammalia, Eulipotyphla, Talpidae. Gene Ontology annotation, biological process: BMP signaling pathway; SMAD protein signal transduction.
AUGCAAGUGUCCCCCCGGAGCCGGGCCCGCCCUGCCGCACAGCUGCAGCUGGUGCUGCUCUGGGCCUUGGCGUGGACACAGGGGACGGGCUCUGCGUGUCCCUCCUGCGGGGGCCCCGCCCUGGCACCCCAAGCAGAACGAGCUCUGGUCCUGGAGCUCGCCAAGCAGCAAAUCCUGGAGGGGCUGCGCCUGACCAGUCGUCCCGGAGUCACGCACCCCCCACCCCGGGCAGCGCUGACCAGAGCCCUGGGGCGCCUGCAGCUGGGGGGCGAGGCUGCGGCCCGCGGGGAGGAGGUCGUCAGCUUCGCGGUCUCAGAGCCCCCCAAGCCGGCCUGCGGCGCCGACCUCGCCUUCCGCCUGCCCGCGCCCCGCGCCCGCCGCCUGCGCCGCGCCCGCCUCUGGCUGCACGUGCCGGGCCUGCGGGUCUCCCGGGGGGGGGGGGGGGGGGGGCGCCCGGGAGCGCGAGGCCUCCUGGCGGAGCUCCGAGUGACCGCCGCCGGCUGGCACGCCCUGCCGCUGCCCUCCCGCGGCCUGGCCGGCGACGCCGUCCUGAGGCUGCGGCUGGACUGCGGCCCCCCGGCCCGCCACCGCCGCGCGCCGCCCCCGCGCCCCCUGGACGCCCGCGACCGGCGCCCCUUCCUGGAGCUGAAGGUCCGGCCCCCCGAGCCUGGGGCGGGCCGGGCCAGGAGGAGGACCCCCACCUGUGACCCCGAGACUCCCCGCUGCUGCCGGCGGGACCGUUACGUGGACUUCCAGGAGCUGGGCUGGCGGGACUGGAUCCUGCAGCCCGAGGGGUACCGGCUGAACUACUGCGGCGGGCAGUGCCCCCCGCACAUGGCGGGCAGCCCCGGCCUCGCCGCCUCGCUCCACGCCGCCGUCUUCAGCCUCCUCAAGGCCAACACGCCUUGGCCCCUGGGCGCCUCCUGCUGCGUCCCCACCCCCGGAGCCCGGAGGCCUCUGUCUCUCCUCUGCCUCGACCGCGACGGCAACGUGGUCAAGACAGACCUGCCGGACAUGGUGGUGGAGGCCUGCGGCUGCAGCUAG